AUGGUCAACCAGACCGGAGAAAUCCUUAAUCCAGGCCGCCCCUUCCGCCUCCAGGUGAAGAAAGGGGUUGACCCUUCUCGCGCAAGGUCUCUUCUGGGACGCAUUCUAAUCGGUACAUUGGAUAAUGACAUGUCAGAUGAGAAUAUUGAAUCCCUCUUCAGCCGUGUACCAAUGCCGAACAAGUUCGCAGAUCCGCCUGAGAGCUGUGUCAACUGGGCGCUCUGUGCUAUAAUGCAUCUACAAAUCUUUGGCGAAGUUGCCAGAUUCGAUCGACGGCUGUUCAGCGACUGGGUUCUUGACUAUGCCGAUAGGCAAUUAUCGAGAUACCAGGGUGAGGCCAUGAUGGAAGUGGCCACAUAUGGCGCGGAGCAAGAGAAUGAGCAGAGGGACAGGGACAGAGUACAGAGCGAGUUGCAGGCGAUAGAUUGGGCUUCGGUAGAUAUUCCGGAAGAGUCACGACCAAACGUGGCCAUGGGUCUGUUGACCCCCGAGGAAUGUAGCAGGGCAUUGGUUGCAUUGGUUGCAUUGUGGGGGUCCAAGUUGCCCGGGGGAAAGAGAAUGGCCAUGAUCGAAGCGCGACAGGGAGCCAUAGACGACAGCUGUCGUCGGCUGGCAGCGGAAAUAGCCAAGCCGGGUGUCUGCAUCGUCAAGCCCAAUCCCCGUCCGUUAGCCGAGAUCCUCUGGGUCAUGAUAAAUGACAUCGACGGGGAGAACCCAGGUGACCUCUAUGGCAGCAUCACUAUUACCGACAACUUGGGCCCUCAAACUAUGUACAAUGUUGAAAAGGGUAAUGCCGUGUCUGUCAGGCCGCGAGAACAUCUGAUAUUGAGCAGAUCUCGGCCUAUCGCAGCGGAUGGAGAUUUCGUCAUCGACCUGAACCUCUGGGAUUAUGACGCCGACGCAUCUCCAAACGACGAGGUUAGCCGAGGCCAGAUUUCAUGGAAAGCAUCCGACACGAAUAAUGAAUACGACAGGGCUAUGCAAAGAGAGAUCAAAGGCGCCUAUGGCAAGGCUACCGUGGACUAUGUCGUGAUGCGCAACGCUAUAAAGGCGGUAGUCCAGGUCAUUCUAGUCGAUGGAGAUGGGGAGAACCCCGCCGAUGUCUUUGGGAAAGUUAGUGUAUCGAGCCGGUUUGUCCAGCGGGACCUUUUUCAGAAAGAGGGCGACGAUAGCAUCGAAGUAUACCCGGGGAAAGCUAUCCCGUUAUCGGGGGCUACAAUGGCCAUACCACUGGACGAUACGCUCACUAUUCAUGUCGAUCUUUGGGACUAUGACUCUGACUGGUCGCCUAACGACCAGAUAGCGAUUUCUUCAGCAACGUUCGAUCCUCAAGGGUCGGGUACGGAGAAAAAGCUUCUUCAAGGAGAGUAUGGCAAGGUUGAAGUGUCAGUUACUUGGGAAGGAGACCAGCAUAAAGGAUGUUAA
Molecule: messenger RNA, 1425 nt
Organism: Metarhizium robertsii ARSEF 23
Lineage: Eukaryota; Fungi; Ascomycota; Sordariomycetes; Hypocreales; Clavicipitaceae
Product: Ribosome-inactivating protein
Exons: 2
Coding region: 1-1425 (474 amino acids)
Source: RefSeq, a predicted model, not a curated record